Messenger RNA from Cuculus canorus (common cuckoo), 1569 nucleotides. Its product is annotated as proline-rich protein 29. NCBI's taxonomy places the organism in Eukaryota, Metazoa, Chordata, Aves, Cuculiformes, Cuculidae. The record is from RefSeq and is a predicted model, not a curated record. The coding region runs from base 73 to 687 and encodes 204 amino acids. The transcript has 6 exons.
CAGGAGGGUUUGUUUAGCCCCAGCAGCUAUAGCAACGAGCCCUGCUGCAGCUCUGCUCGCCCCAUCGCCCGCAUGCCUGCCCGAGCCAUGGAGGUGGGGGCAGCAGGGGACCCCCGUGGGAUCUGGGGGUACACCCCAGCAGGGACCUACCUCAUCCCACACGAGAUCAAACCUGAGCAAUCUCCUUAUCGGGCUGUGCCGGUGCCUCAGCAGCCAGUGGUGAUUCUCCAGCAGCUUCCCGGGAGCCCUGCUGCCCUGAUCCCUGCCGCUGGACCCCCACAUGUCCGAGAAGAUUUAAUCGAGUUGAUGAUGAUUCAAAACUCCCAAAUGCACCAGGUGAUGAUGAACAGCCUGGCUGUGUCAGCACUGACGUCCUUCGGGUUCGGGCCAUCGCCAGCGGCUGCGCAGACGACGGCAAUGCCUUUGCAGACCGGAGAGGAAGAGGAGACUGUGGUUUUCCAUCAUCACUACAUCCCCUACCCUGGUCCUGCUCCCAUCCUAAUGUGGCCGGUCCCAGUGCAGGAUCAGGGGCCGGUGGCCGUGCGGCACCUGGGCACAGGCUCAUUAGCUAUGGAUGAGGAGGUCAGGGCAGUGCCCCCACCCCCCCCACCCAGCGCCACGGGGACUGUGGGAGCCAACAUCCUGCCGGCAUCGGAGUACUACGAUGCAGUGAAGCGGGGGCUGUGAGCUCCACGCUUCCCAAGAUUCUUGCUCCUGUGUGUCCCAGCCAUUGACCCCAGAAGAUCCUGCAGGUCCUGAGCGUGGGUGCUCCAUGAUACCCAUAGUUUUGGAGCGGCACGGAAGACCCCUGUCUACUCUCUUUACUGCAGUAUUUUCUUUAUAGCAGGGAAUGAGCAGAAAGAGGGGAGAAGAGAGAGAGAAGAAGGGAGAAAGGGCUUUAUGGGUGAGAAAUGAUAGAUCUUAGCUGUCUGCUAACACAGAAACACACAGAGUUGAUGAGUUUCCAGGCAAAGCAGCUGAACGGAGGAGAUAGAAUGGUGGUUCACUGCAGGGGUUACUUGAAACAGGUUUUGUUUGUAAUCUUGUUCCUCAGCUUGUGUCUGUAGAAGCUCUCCACAGCUGUGUAUUCCGACAUCCGUGUGUGUGAUGUCAGGGUUAACUGUCUGCUCGGAAGAGCGAUGCUAAAACCAAGAAGAAUUAAACUGACUGUGUGAUCGUAUGUGAAAAUCAAUCUGCAUUUCUGAAAAGCCAAUUGACAAGUUUCUUAUCGCUCCAGUAAAUCUGCAGGUGUUUGCUUUCAGGGUGCGAGCAGGUUGACAUGGAAAAGGAAAGCUUUCUUCAACCCCUGACCUGAGUCAAAUAACAAAGUGGGUCCCGGAGCAGUGUUUUCCCCCCAGGAUGGAGACCUGGCUCGCUACCAGGUUCACCCAAGUCAUUUUGCCAAACACAAAGGAUGCAAACAACACGAUACAGGGAAGUGUCUGCCUUCCCUAAAGGCCUUUGGCCCCACCGGCUCAUGGCGAUGUGUGCGUACGUGGGUUUGGGUCUCUGAGGAGCCUUUCAAGGAGCACAGUCUGUACUCGCCAUCCUCCUCCCGAUCUCGCUGCA